AUGCUGUACCAAAUUAUACCAGUGACACUACGUCACCGGGAUAGGAUAGUAAAAACAUUUGCCCUAAUUGAUUCGGGAUCCUCGGCGAGUUUGUUGUCGCAGGAAACCCAAGACCUCCUUAACGUCGAAGGUUCGUUGAAGCCACUCACUUUAUCGUGGAGGAAUGGCGAUUUGCAGGAGGAACCGGACAGCGAAGAGGUCUCGAUAGAGAAUAUGGAUGCAAAGGGAAUCCUGCUAAAGCUCGACGGGAUAAGGACGGUGAGUAAAAUGAAUCUCCCCACCCAGUCAGUUGAUGCACGAGAGUUAAAGCGCCAUUAUCAACACUUAGCUGGAAUCGACCUCGAAAGUUAUGAAGGCACUCCAACGCUUCUCCUUGGAUUGCCCCACGCCCAUUUAACGUACGGGAAAAAUACUCGGGUUGGACAUCCGGGGGAACCGAUGUCCACCGAAACUCACUUGAGCUGGGUGGUCAUGGGUGGAAAGGGUGGUGCCUCACAGGGGAAGUUGCUUACAAUAUUUGAAGCAAACGAGGAAGUCGCGGAAAUGCAACGUUUGAUAAGGAGCUAUUUUUCCACCGAAGAGUUCGGGGGAUACGCAGGAAGGGUUGAGCGUGGGACAGCAUGUAUCGAAGGGAGGGUUAAUUAUAUUCCACGUUUUUUGGUCAUAAAUGAGAAUAAGCCGAACCCGAAACCGCGACUCGUAUUUGACGAGGGCCCACGGCUGUAG
This is a messenger RNA of Anopheles coustani, 726 nucleotides long. RefSeq lists its product as uncharacterized. The record is from RefSeq and is a predicted model, not a curated record. NCBI's taxonomy places the organism in Eukaryota, Metazoa, Arthropoda, Insecta, Diptera, Culicidae. Bases 1 to 726 code for a protein of 241 amino acids. The transcript has 3 exons.